UCACACCCUCCCCCUCGCUUCCUGGUGCACUUCCACACACCGCAUCUCUCUCAUGAAGUCUUCCUCUACGUCCAGGGGGCGGAAAAAGUUGCCGGGGGGAUCAUCUUCCCGGCAACAUGGCGACGGUGGGGAUAUCGAGGCGGCCAUCGUCACCCGAGACGAGCGUCAGAAAAACCCCAAGUUCGGCGAUCUUCUCGAACAGGCCGAGGAGCAAGCCAUCACGAGGCUGGAGACCCCAGCGGGACCCUCGUCAUCUGAACGUCGACUGGUGGCGAUGGAGGAGGGAAUCCGGGAAAUACCGUUCGUCUUAUCUUUCACGGACCUCUCCUACAGUAUUCGCGUCCGCCGGAUGUCGCUCACAGGAGGGUGCAAGCGCACCCUACCUUCGGCAUGCGCAGACUCCGUCGAGGUGGUGGCCGACCCGGAAACACGAGUACUUUUGAACCAGAUAUCUGGCGAGGCACGCGACGGCGAGAUCCUGGCAGUGUUGGGUGCCAGCGGAUCGGGGAAGUCGACGCUUAUCGACGCCCUGGCCAACCGGAUCGCCAGGGGGAGCCUUCGGGGCACCGUGACGCUCAACGGCGAGGCGGUCGAGGGGCGGCUGAUGCGGUCUAUCUCUGCUUACGUGAUGCAGGACGAUCUCCUCUUCCCGAUGCUCACCGUGGAGGAGACGCUCACCUUCGCCGCUGAGUUCAGGUUGCCUCAGACCGUCUCCAAGGAGAAGAAGCGCGAGCGGGUGGAGGCCCUCAUCGACCAACUGGACCUUCGCCGUGCGGUAAAGACCGUCAUCGGAGACGAGGGCCACCGAGGAGUCUCUGGCGGAGAGCGACGGCGCGUGUCGAUCGGAAUCGACAUCAUCCAUGACCCGAUUCUCCUGUUCCUGGACGAGCCCACAUCUGGGCUCGACUCCACCAGCGCCUUCAUGGUCGUCAAGGUCCUUCAGAGGAUCGCCCGCACCGGCAGCAUCGUCAUCAUGUCCAUCCACCAGCCGAGCUCCAGGAUCGUUGGCCUCCUCGACCGCAUGAUCUUCCUCUCACGCGGCCACACCGUCUACAACGGACCGCCGUCCGGCCUCUCCGGCUUCCUGUCAGACUUCGGCCACCGGGUGCCGGAAAACGAGAACCACGUCGAGUUCGCUCUCGACCUCAUCCGCGAGCUCGAGGCGAGCUCCAGCGGGAUCAAGGUCCUCGUGGACUUCUACAAGUCCUGGAAGAGCAACCAACCCUCUCACUCACGAGACUCCAAAAAGCGGAAGGGCAAGGGCAUGACCCUCAAGGCCGCCAUCAACGCGAGCAUCUCCCGCGGGAAGCUCGUCUCCGCAAACACCAAAGAAGGCUGCGGGAGAUCGCCGGAAUUCGCCAAUCCAUUCUGGAGGGAGACGAUCAUACUCACCAAGCGGUCGAUGUUGAACACUCACCGGAUGCCGGAGCUGUUCGUCAUGCGUCUCGUCAUGGUGAUCGUCACCGGCUUCAUCCUCGCCACCAUCUUUUGGCAACUGGACACCACGCCCAAGGGCGUCAGGGAGCGGCUGAGCUUCUUAGCCUUCGCCAUGUCCACCAUCUUCUACACCUGCGCCGACGCCCUGCCGGUGUUCCUCCAGGAGCGCUACAUCUUCAUGAGGGAGACCGCCUACAACGCCUACCGCCGCUCCUCCUACGUCCUCUCCAAUGCCAUCGUCACCGCUCCUCCCCUCAUGAUCCACUCCCUCGCCUUCGCCGCCAUUACCUUCUUCGCGGUGGGCCUCGCCGGAGGGGGGGAGGCCUUCCUUUACUUCUUCGCCAUGACCUUCGCCUCCUACUGGGCCGGAAGCGGGAUGGUCACCUUCUUCUCCGGCGUCAUCUCGCAUGUCAUGUUGGGCUACACGGUGGUGGUGGCCAUCCUGGCGUACUACGUUCUCUUCAGCGGCUUCUUCAUCAACAGGGACAGAAUACCACCGUACUGGAUUUGGUUCCACUACCUCUCGCUGGUGAAGUAUUCCUACGAGGGUGUGCUCCACAACGAGUUUGCCAGGACGUCGAGGUGCUUCUCCACGGGGAGGCAGAUGUUCGACAACACGCCAUUGAAGGAUCUGAGCGACGACGCCAAGGCGGUGCUGCUCAAGCAGCUGAGCGGAUCGCUGGGAGGGAACAUAACGCUGACUACGUGCUUGACGACGGGGUCGGACAUACUGAAGCAGCAGAGCGUGACACAGCUGAGCAGGUGGAACUGCUUCUGGAUCACGAUAGCGUGGGGAUUCUUCUUCAGGCUGCUGUUCUACGUCGCCUUGUUGAUUGGCAGCAAGAAUAAGAGAAGGUGAAGAACGUCUAUUCUCGGCGCCGGCGCCGGCGACGGCGCCGGUGGUCACUCGCUGGUGGUGGAGUUUGUGCUUUCUCCUUUUGACUUUUACAGUUAUGAUUGAUAAUUUUGCCUUCUUUUUUCUUCCUUUGUAUUUUAAUGAUUUGAAUUAUAUUGGCUUGGUUGGUGGAGGAAAAUGAAACUUAAAGAGGGAGAUAGUCUAUGGUGUUUAGGGCACGUAUAUGUAUUAGACUGUACUUAAGAGAAAAGAUUAUUAAUUGAUUUAAAAAUACUUUCUAAUUCAACUGUAUCUCAGCCAAGAUGCAGCAUAGAACUCCAAAAUCAAGAGAAAUGAGUGGAUCUUCCUUUUCGAACAGUGAAUUGUUAAUCUAUUGAGCCGAAGAACUCAUUUAUUGAAAUAGAUUCCAAAAUUAAUUUACACUCUAGAUAAUUGUUUCUUGUUUGAUACUUAGUGAUUGUAAUUUCAAUGAAAUGCAUUUUAUGUUAUAA
This is a messenger RNA of Nymphaea colorata (pocket water lily), 2784 nucleotides long. RefSeq names its product ABC transporter G family member 6-like. Gene Ontology annotation, cellular component: membrane. NCBI's taxonomy places the organism in Eukaryota, Viridiplantae, Streptophyta, Magnoliopsida, Nymphaeales, Nymphaeaceae. Gene Ontology annotation, molecular function: ATP binding; ATP hydrolysis activity; ABC-type transporter activity. The transcript has a single exon. The record is from RefSeq and is a predicted model, not a curated record. Bases 53 to 2296 code for a protein of 747 amino acids.